CGCAGCUCCGGGCGCGGCCUGGGCCCCCCGGCCAUCUCGGAGCUGGACAGGGCGGACGCCGCGUUCCUCAGGAAGGCCCACGAAACCGGGUUUCUCUCCUGGUUUCGGAACGGCCUGCUGGCUACCGGCAUUGGGGUGAUCUCGUACGUUCAGAGCGACAUGGGGCGUGAAGCAGCGUACGGCUUCUUCAUCCUCGGGGGGAUCUGCGUCUCGUACGGCGGCAUCUCCUACCUGGCCAGCCUCUUCCUGCUCCGCCGCACCAUGCUGCUAACCUUCUCCGCUGCGCUCCCCAGCUGUGCCGCGGUCACCACGGUGGUGCUGUUCUGGCUGUGCGCCGUCUCCCUCUACAUCGGCCGGCUGGAGGUGGAGAUCAUCCAGGAUGAUAACGACAAGUGCCAGGACAAGAAAAAGGAAGACGGGAAGUCGGAGAAGUGACGCCACGUUGGCUCUUGCAGGCAGUCCUUCGGAUUGUGGUUGGACGCCGUGGACUGAACCCUCCGGCCCUCGGCCACGCGGCCCAAGGGCGGCUGUAUUGCGAACGAGGGACAGGCGGGGGCUUGGCUGCUUUGUAUUUAUUGCAGGGUUUCCUGGUGGGCUCCGGGAAGCGAUGGCUGCAGAAAUCUGUUCCCGGGAGGCCCGUCGGCCGUGCUGGUGCCCCGGCAGCAAGCGUGCGCCCCGGCCGAAGAGGAUCCCAAGGGGCCCUCGACGGCACGCGAGCCUCCUGCCGAGGGCCCCUGGGCGGCCCUGCGCCCCAGCUUCAGCCAGGCCGCACGCUCGAAAGCGGCCUCCAGCUAAGGAUAGCUCAGCAGUAGCCGGUCCUGUGUGUGUCCCCCGUAGUGCUUUGCCUCUGCUUCUCCGGUGUUGCUGGUGCCCCGAAACAAUCCCCCCCCCCCACAUGCGUCAGAAGCGUGCUCCUUCCACCAACGGACAGCUGCUUGGCACCUCUUGCCUGGGUCUGUCGACAUUUCUAUUAAAGACACUGACACCA
This is a messenger RNA of Varanus komodoensis (Komodo dragon), 988 nucleotides long. RefSeq names its product transmembrane protein 160 (gene TMEM160). Lineage: Eukaryota; Metazoa; Chordata; Lepidosauria; Squamata; Varanidae. The record is from RefSeq and is a predicted model, not a curated record. The transcript is spliced from 3 exons. The annotation marks the transcript as partial.